UCUUCUUGUUCAUUAAAAGCCCGAGUUUGAUCCUAUUCUUGUGUUUCGCCAUUUAUGUUUACAUUCAUUACAGAACAAGAUAAAAAAGAGGAGAAAGAUAUGAAAGGAAACAUCUGAUCUAUUUGGCCUCCAUCCUAUCAGAAGACAGUGGCAUUUCUUCUCACCGCUCAUGUGUUUUACAAGCACGUCAAGGGAUCUCUCGUCCUUGUCUCUGUAGCUCUGAAUGGCGUCAAUCUGCAGUGAUGGAGUGUGCUGUUCCCGUCUCGGAGGUCGUGCCAAAACCAUAGGCCUAAUCAAAACAACGGACAGGGCAGCUCGGUUACGUUACCGAACAGCGAUAAGAGGCGUGAGAUAGCCACGAUAAGAGGCAGUUAUAAACACACAGAUACAGGAUGCCUGGGAACAGUCUGCGUCUGACGACCACAGCGAAGGACUCUGCAAAACAAUUGUUCUUCGUUGACAACACUUAGUAGUGUGUUCAGCUGUAUAGUCUGUUUGUACCAAUGGGUCUCUCACUGUCAGUGUGGCCGUACAGCAGGGCAGACGACAGCCCUGCCUCCUCUUCAUCAGCUUUCCUUUCGCUGGCUGCCCCAACCUCCUCUCGCCUCGAGGUCACUCUGAACUCCUCUCCGGUCACUCCAGGAGACGGUCGCUCGCACUGGAGCACAGUCCACCGCUCUCCUCACUUCCUGCUGUCUGCCUGCAAACAAGAAGUGACACGUUCACCUGUUGAGCGGAGCAGCGAUGGGGUGAGGGCGGAGAUGGGUGUGAAGAGUGGGCUUCAUGUCUGGGAGGUGCUGUGGAGCCCCAAACACAGAGGGAGUCAUGCCGUCUUGGGCGUCUCCUGGCAGAACUGCCCUUUGCAGGCCUCAGGGUACAACGUGCUGGUGGGUGGAGACUUGCAGUCCUGGGGCUGGGAGCUCAAAACUAAUCAGCUGUGGCAUGCUGGACAGAUUCUGGGACUUUAUCCAGGAACGAGGAAGAGGUGUCACUCUGAGGCUGCUGAGUCUCCCACUCCAUUACUCACAAAGGCGGCAGAGACACCUCUCCCCAUUCCUGAGCGCAUCCUUCUAGUCCUGGACGCAGAUGCAGGGACUGUGGGAUUCAUUGUUGCCGGCAGCUUCCUCGGCGUGGCUUUUAAAGACCUUCCUAGUAGAGUGGAGCUGUUCCCGGCAGUGAGCAGCGUGAGAGGAGGAGCCAGCAUACGACUACGAUACCUGAACGGUGCCACACGUGAUCCCCCUGCCCUGAUGGCUUUAUGUGGACUGUCAAUUCAACAUUUUUUAGGGCAACAAAGGCAGAAUCAAAUGCACAAACUGCCUCUACCCUCUUGUCUCCAACACUACCUGCUUUCUAGUCAGUAACACUUAAGCAUAUGUACACACACACAAUAGGAAACAUUUUGUUAACUGUACCAAGAAUUUACAGAACAUUUCCUUUUGAUAUGAAAAAUUAUGUACAUAUUUAUUAUUUAUCUUAUUUAUUAAAAUGUAAAAUAUACACAGUUCACUGAUAAUAUUUUGACAGGUGUUUACACAGUGAGUUCGGAGGACAUUAUACUGCUGUUUCUUAUUUUACACAUGUGAGAGAAGUUAGCCUUCAGAGCUUUUUUUCCUAAACCUAACCUAAUUUUGUUGUCUAAAUCUAACCAAGUAGUAAGUAACCUGAGGGCAAACGUAUUCUUUAUUUUACUCAUUAAUAACUCCCAAAAAAAAACUGUAUAUAUUGAAUUUCUGAAUUCAUUUGUACUGCUCUAUGAACAAACUGAUUAAAUUAAUUUGUAUCUGA
Molecule: messenger RNA, 1788 nt
Organism: Micropterus dolomieu (smallmouth bass)
Lineage: Eukaryota; Metazoa; Chordata; Actinopteri; Centrarchiformes; Centrarchidae
Product: SPRY domain-containing SOCS box protein 1
Exons: 3
Coding region: 504-1364 (286 amino acids)
Biological process (GO): proteasome-mediated ubiquitin-dependent protein catabolic process
Cellular component (GO): SCF ubiquitin ligase complex
Molecular function (GO): protein binding
Source: RefSeq, a predicted model, not a curated record